Messenger RNA from Closterium sp. NIES-67, 7117 nucleotides. NCBI's taxonomy places the organism in Eukaryota, Viridiplantae, Streptophyta, Zygnematophyceae, Desmidiales, Closteriaceae. The record is from the annotation of a GenBank genome assembly.
CAGUCCUCUCCUUUCAUCUCUCCUCUCCUCCACCACUCCUUGUCAGCAACUCCUUCCACCAGUAACACUCCUGGUCCUCCUGUAUUCGUUCCUCGCGAGCGAGUUGCAGCGUUUGCUUGUACUGUACCGCCGCGCACUCCAUUGAGGUCUCGGAUUAGGUCACGGGUUUGUGCUCGCAUUCGUCGAGCUAUGCCGACGCUACUUGCGCCGCUCGAAAGCGAGUCACGCAUCUCAAUACGCGUUAUAGCAUUUUUAGUUAUACUCUACAUUGAAGAACUUUCUGAGCUUUCAUCAGAUUUCUAGUAUCUCGGAACGCCGUAGUCGUGUGUCACCUUUGUUCGCGGCUCCAACACGUUUCAAAGCCUAUCCUCGCCGUAACGCUCUUCGUUUCUAAUAAUGGUCCUAUCCGGAAACGAAUGCGCUUGUAACGCAGCUGCUGAAUCGCCAGUUUGCGUACCCGCCGCCCCAGCCACUACGACCCCCAAUCCUGCCGCUGCCAUCGGAUUUCCCCCCAUCGCGAAUGCCGCUGGUUCCGCCGAUGGGCGGAGUCCGCAACGCCUUCGCCUGGCGGUGAGCGGAGCAGAAGGGGGAGCGGGAAGGGGGACGGACGGGGGAGUGAAUGCCAAUGUGGAGGCGCGGGCGGCAAGGGAAGGGAAGUUGUGGGGGCGCGGAAAGGGGUGGGCGGGAAGAAGCGCGAGCGGGGACCUGGGCGGAGGCGCAAUUACCGCCAUUGGCGGGGCGGAGAGCCCGCCUGAGGGGGUGACAGGCCCGCUGACCUACCAUGGGGAAGGGGGGGGGGUCGAUAAGCGGAGCCCUUGGGGGGGGAGGCGCGGGGUCGGGGACGGGGUGGGGGACGAGGAAAAGGGGGGCAGAAGGGGCGCGAUCGCUCCGCUGCCGCGGCAAGGGCGGAAGGGGAGAAGGCGGAGCGGAGGGUUUGAUAGCGCAGAUAUGGCGGACGACGGGGGGACGCCUAUGGGCAUGUUCCGCUCUAGCUCCACCACCGGCGCUACCACCCCCACAAGGGGGGGUCUAGUCCGCACUAACACCGGCACCGGCGCUACUACCCCGCGGGAGGGGCUGUUCGGCUUCCGCGCAGGCGCGCGGCGGUUGUAUGAAGCGCGCAAGCAGCAGGCGCAAGUUAAGGCGCAGCAGCAGGUGAAUGCGCCGACAGGGCGGAUGAUGCUGCUCCGCCACGCGUCUGUCCCUUCUGGGGGCGUGGAACACGGGCAGCAGCAGCGGCAGGUGAAACUGCAGGUGAAACGGCAACAGAUGGGGGGGAGCGGGCCAGGUGAUUUGUCAGGUGGGGUGCCGUCGAUGGGGCGAGACGUGUGGGAGGCGGCAGAGAAGAACCAGCUGGGGAGGUGGGGGGGGAGUGGAAAGGGGGAGAGGGGGGAGGGGAGCGGCGGAGAGGAGGCGGAGACGGGGGGGUUUGGCGGGGAGAGAGAGAGUGAGAGUGGGCGGGGUAUAGGUAAUGCGACGAGGGAUAUGAUAGUGUUGAGGGGGCUGAGAGGGGUGGAGUGGGAAGAGAUAGGUAAGGCCGAGGACAGCGAGGAGAGUGAAGAGAGUGAAGAGGAGGAGGAAGAAGGGGAGGAGGAAGGGGAGGAAGGGGAGGAAGGGGAGGAAGGGGAGGAAGGGGAGGAAGGGGAGGAAGGGGAGGAAGGGGAGGAAGGGGAGGAAGGGGAGGAAGGGGAGGAAGGGGAGGAAGGGGAGGAAGGGGAGGAAGGGGAGGAAGGGGAGGAAGGGGAGGAAGAGAGGGGAAUCGCAGUGGGGAGCAGAGGAGGUGGCGCGGAGACAGCCUCUGACAUCUCUCGAGCACGAAGUGAAGAGAGUGCGGGGAGUGCAAGGAGUGCAGGGAGUGAAGGGAGAGUAGCGCACGAGGAGGCUUCGUGGCCCUUUGAGAAGGAACGAGAUGGGCAUGCGUGCGAGGCUGAGAGUGAGGUGGAAAAGGAUGAGUGGGCUGAGCGGCGGAGUGGGGGGGGGAAGGAGUGCUUGGAGAGGUGUGCCAUUGUGGGUGAGGGGAGAGAAGAGAGGGCAAGGGAAGGAGGAGAAGAGAGGGCAAGGGAGGGAGGGGAAGAGAGGGCAAGGGAGGGAGGGGAAGAGAGGGCAAGGGAGGGAGGGGAAGAGAGGGCAAGGGAGGGAGGGGAAGAGAGGGCAAGGGAGGGAGGGGAAGAGAGGGCAAGGGAGGGAGGGGAAGAGAGUGGUGGGGAGAGAAUGGAAGCAGGACGAAGGGGGGGGCCUUGGCUUCGCAAAGAAAGAAGAGGGGCAGGGGGCGGAUCAGAGGCAGGAAGAGAAUGUGUGGAGGUCCAAAGAGGCAAUGGGGACGGCGAUGGGGGUGCGAGUGUUGGAGCAGCAGCAGCAGCAUCAGCAGAAUUACCAGAAACAGGAGAGGGGUUGGGUGGCUGGGAGCUGGGUGGAGAGGGAGGGGGUCCGGCAAUCGGGAGGGAGGGAGAGGCGGCCUUGCAGGGGCAAUCGGCUUCAGCGGAUCAGGAGGACACACGUGAGGAGUCUAUUUUUGAGGCGCCUCAAAAAUACACGCCGAUGGAGCCGACGCUUACCAGGCAGUGUGCUGUAAGGAGAGACUCGUCUGACGCUGGCCCACCUCUUGCCCACUCUGCGUCUGGGUCGUCUCUUGCCCAACCCGUGUCGGUGUCGCCUGAUGCCGCCCCGUCUCUUGCCCACCCCGUGCCCGUGCCGGUGUCACCAGCGUCCGUGCCGGUGUCGCCAGUGUGCGUGUUGGUGCCUUCAUACUCGCGCAAGCCCAUCUCCUCGCGCACUGCUAGGCUGGUCCUCGGUCCGUCGUGCGAGCACCUCGUUGUGCCUUAUUCUGGUGCCUCUCAUAACGAGCUGCCUGCUUCCUCCAUAACUAUUGCCGCUGCUGCUGCUGCUGCUGCUGGUGACCUGGUGACACCGACAAGCACCAGUAGGCGGAGCAAGGCCCUAGAUGCAAGGAAGCAAGGCGGGUGCAGCGCCAAUGCCACCACCAACAGUAGUAGCAGCAGCGCCGUGAGUGCGUCUGAGUCGACUCACACGCACUCGGGCAGUGGGACGAGCUACGAGCCCCUCGGUUCAGAGGGGUUGGGCAACACUGGGACGCAAUACGAGCCCCUGUGGCCGCUGCCCUCUCCCGGGAUCAGGCAGCGGCCCAAGAGCAGCGGGGGAAGGGAAGGCGCGGCAGGCAAACUGGGGCCGGGAUUAGCUGGCAGGCUGAAGCUAUCGUGUGGGAACGAGGAUCGACCUCAGAGCAGGGGGGGGGGGGAACGGGGAGCGGGCGUUGUUGGGCAGGGGUUGGGCGGCAGGCUAAGGCGACGGCCUGAGAUCAAGGAUUCUUUGGUAGUGACGCCUCAAGAGGAGGCGCUGGUAGUGGCGGUUCGACCGCAGCCUAGAAGGAAGGCUAGCAGGAGUCGGAGCAGUGGCGGUAGUAGGUGUUAUGUGCAUGGUGAUGGUGGUAUUGGCAGUGGUGAUGGUGGUAUUGGCAGUGGUGAUGGCAGUGGUGGUGGUGAUGGGGAUGGCGUUGGCCCUGCUGCCGAUGCUGCUGACAGCAGGGAGUCUGAUGCUGUGGCUGUGCUUGCUAAUGACUCUCGUGAUGGUGAUGAUGGCAAUGGUGGUGGUGGUGGUGGUGGUGGUGGUGGUGGUGGUGGUGGUGGUGAUGGUGCUGCUGCUGCUGCUGGUGCAUGUGGGGGCAUUGGCAGCCCUGUCGCUACAGCAGGCGUGGCUACAGCAGGCGUGGAUGCAGCAGGCAUGGCUACAGCAGGCGUGGGUGCAGCAGGCGUGGCUAAAGCAGGCGUGGCUACAGCAGGCGUGGCUACAGCAGGCGUGGCUACAGCAGGAGUGGCUACAGCAGGCGUAGCUACAGCAGGCGUGGCUACAGCAGGCGUGGCUACAGCAGGCGUGGCUACAGCAGGCGUGGCUACAGCAGGCGUGGCUACAGCAGGCGUGGCUACAGCAGGCGUGGCUACAGCAGGCGUGGCUACAGCAGGAGUGGCUACAGCAGGCGUAGCUACAGCAGGCGUGGCUACAGCAGGCGUGGCUACAGCAGGCGUGGCUACAGCAGGCGUGGCUACAGCUUCAGCUGAACAUUGCCUGGAGGCGCCUCCAGCGGGGGCAAUGCAGAACGCCCCUAGUGAGACAGAAGCACAAGGCGCCACUAGACUUCCCACACCUGCACCGCCUCAACCUCCUCUUUCUCCUCCUCUUCACCCUCCUUCACCUCCUGCUAUUGUCACACCUCUGCCACUGAGCGUCAACCCACCUCCGGAUACAGUCACACUCGCUGCUGGAACCUCCACUGCUGUUGAAUUCCCCACGGCUGUCGAAUCCCCCAAUGCUGUUGAAGCUCCAACGCACGCCACAUGCAAUCCCACUGCUACGCCUGCUGCUGUUGCUGCGCUGCCUGCUGAAGUUUCUUCUGCAGUACCUGAGGGUUCACCUGAUGUCCCUGAGGGUUCACCUGAUGUCCCUGAGGGUUCACCUGAUGUCCCUGAGGGUUCACCUGAUGUCCCUGAGGGUUCACCUGAUGUCCCUGAGGUUUUACCUGCAGUACCUGAAGAUUUACCUGACGUACCUGGGGGUUCAUCUGAUGUACCUGAGGGUUCACCUGGAGCACCUGAAGGUUCGUCUGCAGCGCCUGAGUGCUCACCUGAUACCACUGAAGCUUCUGUUAGUUCCGAUGAUGUUCCUCAUGCUCCUGCUGCUGCUACAGCUGCUGCCACUGCCCCAGCUUCUGCUACAGCUGCUGCUGCUGCUCCUACUCUUUCUCCUUCUCCUGCAACUGCGACUGCUGUUGAUGCAGCUGUUGUUGCUGCUCCUGCUCUUGCCCCUGCCCCUUCUCCUACUCUCCCUUCCUCUCCCCAUCCUGCUCCCCCUCCCACACCUCCUGAUCCCGCUCCUGUGCCCACCACCUCUCUCCCCCCAGCCAAGCCGCCUAUCACUCCCACACACCCCUUUAGAGGGCCAGCUCCAGUGGGCGACCGGCCGGCCACAUCGCCCUUCCCCAGGUGGUCCCUCCCCUGGAAGGCUGCUGCGCGGGAGCAGCCAGGCCAGCAGGUGGCGGGGGGAGGUGGCAGGGGCGGCAUUCCGCGUUCCCUCUCCGACCAUCAGCCAGCAACGCUGGAGGCCACAGCAGGUGCAGCAACAGGAGCAGGGGCAGCAGGCAGGGCGGGGGGGGGAGGAGGAGAGGGUGGCGGUGCGUCAGAGCAGCUGCGUGCGUCCGUGAGUGAGGGCAACCUGUUCACACGGCGCCGCAGCUCUCACCGCCUGCUCCCGGCGCGCCACCGCACGCUGCUCUCUCCCCGCCACUUCCUCCGCAAACUCUCCUCCUCCUCCUUCCCCUCCGCCCUCUCCUCGGGCAAAUCCUCUGGCUUUUCUUCGGGGUUUUCUUCAGGGUUCCCCUCCUGGAAGAGUGUAAACUGGCGGCAGGCACCGGAGGAGGGCCUCUCAAUGGUCCCCUCGGAUAAUCCCAAGGAUGUGUGGGAGGCGGCGGAGCGCAACCAGCUGGGGAAAUGGCUGGAGCGGGGGAAAAGCUUUCGGCGGGGCGGCAAAAUGGGGCUGAGCAGGGGUCUGAGCUUCCGGGCCAUGAGUGGUCGGUGGGGCACGAGUGCUCAGGAGAGAGCGGGUGAGAGGGAGGGGGGGCUGGCAGCAGGAGGGGGCGGAGAUAGUACGCCUGCUGUUGCUGGGGGGGGUCGAGGUGAGGGAGGUUAUGGCUCUGCAAUGGGUGGGUUGCAUGGCUGGAGGCACACUGUGGACGGCGCUGGGCCUGCUUUUGGCGAGCCAGGCGAGGCUGCUUGUAUGGAGGAUGGGGGCCGGGUGCGGAGGAUCAGCCGAGGUGCGGUGCGGUUUGCGAGGAGCAGCAGUAGCGACGACGCCACUCAGGCACGGCCUUUCAGAGGCAGUGGGGGGCAGGCACUUGCACGGACUAGCAGCAGCAGCAGCGAUGGCGCUUCCCACGUGUUGCCUUGCAGUAGCAGUGGGCAGGCGUACACGAGAAGCAGCAGCAAGCGGAGAGCAUGGGGGUUCAGGUCAUGGGGCAGCGGGCACGGGCAUGACAACCUCCCUGGAGGUUUUGAGGCGGCCCAGAGCGUACCCGUGGUGGGGGGAGAGAGGAAGGACUCCGGCCAGAAAGACAUUUGCAAGGGGAGGAGCACGAGCAGCAGCGGCAAUGGUGACUGGCUUACACCGGCCGACUCGUCAUGUGGCAGUUUUGGGGAUCAUCCCGAGGCUUCAGGUGAAAGGCCAGGUGAAUCCUCAGGUGGCGGCGUGCUGUGGAAUCCGUACAGUGCUGAGGGCAGGCUGGAAGAAAUGCCAAAAUUUGUUUCGGUGCCCGAGAAAUAUGGGGCGGAGGAGGGGGGGGAGGCAGGGGAAGGGGAGGGGGAGUAUCUGGGGGUGGCUUGGAGCUGCCCUUUGGUGCUGGGGGACGUGGCGAGAGGAAUGCAACCGGAGCACCAGGGGGACCAGCAGGGAGACCACGGCCAGAAGCAGCAGCAGCAGCAAGGCUUGUCGGGAAAUGGGCAAGAGGCGGGCGAGGAGGCAGUAGCAGGGGCGAGAAUGGGGACCGUGACUGAGGGGGAACCCCUGGAGUGCCAUGACGGGGGACUGGAAGUGCAUGGUGGUGGUGGGGAGGCAGGGACGGAGAUCAUCCUGCCGAAGUCCGUGGUGCGGUUUCAGCAGACGGGGAGAAAGGCCGCCGCCGCCUCGCUUAUUGCGUUGAAGCCGUUCUGGCAGCGUGUGCAGCAGCAGAAGGCAACGCAGGGAGAGUCGCCGCACAAGGUGUAGAUACGUGUUUGACGAGCAUAUGGCAGUAGCAUGUGAAAGGAAACAAACGAUUGCAACUUAUUUGUUUCCUUAUCCCGGGUUUUAGUUAGUAAGGCGUACGUACGUACACUGUUAUAACGGGGUUGCCACGCAGCUCUGCCAAGAAAUUCAAAUCGCGGCACAUCUCCUGAUGAACCGCAUGCGGUUUGCCCACCUUGCAGUUUCAUGCCUGGAUGUGUGCGCUCCGCGCCAAUUUACAAACCACAUGUCUUAGCUCUGCCAAGCCUUGGGACCUUGUGCUCCAGGCCUAGCUAUAUCUAGUCCCCCUUUUGUUUUGAUGUUGCCUCAUCGUCCCCCUUUUGUUUUGAUG